AUGACACAGGGCUCAUUAAAAAAGGCCAAAACAACAAACCCCAAAAAGUCAUCAUCAAAACUCGGCCCUCGGGUAAUCGCGCCGAAAAAGGCCUCGAUCGCGAAACAGCGCAAGACGAUGAAAAAGCUCACGUCGGGCUUGAUUUCUAAGACAGAACGGAGUCUGGCGGCGCGCGCGGGGCAUAUGGAGUUGUUGACGAAUGAGAAGAAGGAGCGGAUGAAGGAGAAGAGGGCGGAGUUUAAGAAGAAGUAA
Molecule: messenger RNA, 252 nt
Organism: Talaromyces proteolyticus
Lineage: Eukaryota; Fungi; Ascomycota; Eurotiomycetes; Eurotiales; Trichocomaceae
Exons: 2
Coding region: 1-252 (83 amino acids)
Source: RefSeq, a predicted model, not a curated record